This is a messenger RNA of Lachancea meyersii CBS 8951, 1188 nucleotides long. NCBI's taxonomy places the organism in Eukaryota, Fungi, Ascomycota, Saccharomycetes, Saccharomycetales, Saccharomycetaceae. The record is from the annotation of a GenBank genome assembly.
AUGAGCCGCAGCUUGAGACGAAUAAAUGCAGUUCGGUGCGUAUCACUGAUCAGGCCGAACGUCUCGAACGUUGUCCCCACACAAAUCGCUCAAAAGCUGGAUGUGGAGCCUGUAUUUGGGCUUGAAAAUCAAACUCUGGAGUCCAAGUUCAAAACACUGGGAACCCCGGCGACUUUGUGCUCGGCAAGCUUGCCAGCAUCGUUACCGCUAUACGUGCGCCGUGGGUGCAUUGUGUCGCUCCACAACGCGCAGGACUUGCACAUCGAACAUAACUGGCUAGGGGUCACGUGGUCGAUGGUCAAGUACGGGUCGUGGCGACCAGCGUUGUUCCACAAGCUGAUCUCACCGCGUCCGUUCAAUGCUCUAGUGGCUCCCAAUGUCAAUCACAGUCGGCUGGCUUCGUGGUUUGGCAUUUCUUCGCAGCCUUUCAGAACCCUGUGUCUUUUGACACUCGACGGAUCCCAGGACUGGUAUGUGUUUGGCGAAAACUCUUUAAUAGGAUACGAAGGCAACACGUCUCUGGAUAUCAAAAACUCUGGAUUUUUUUCUGCUCGCUCUUCCGCUCUUCCAAACGCUUACAGAGUGUUGCAAGGUCGUGGUAAUGCUCUAUUGAGCGGCGCCGGCUCUGUCUACACAAUCGAAUUAUCAGACGAAUGCGAUGAAUUGAUAUUGAAGAGCGAGCACUUACUGGCAAUUAGCAGCAAAAAUGCGCUAGACGCCAGAAACUCCGUUUCUGAGUACCGUUUGACCUCGCCAAAUACAUCAAAAGAGAUCUCAAAACCAAGUUUUACCGAUUCUCCAGCCGUUUCUCCAGAGAGUGAGCAUUCUGAAACUUUCGGUCUCAAACAAUUCGGACAGGUGACCUCUUCGGCUUUCAUUGCUGUCUGGAAUUGGACUAAGCACGUCUACACCGUGUGGGUCAAUGGACGCGCCAAAUACCUCAAGAUACGUGGGCCCCGUUCUCUGCUAGUCCAGAGCUCUCACAACGUUCUCAUGCCUGCUACUCAAACCUCCCAGCCUGUUUUGCGCAAUCACAUUGCCGAAAAGCCACUCUCUAUACCAGCUCUAAAUUCUAAAGACUACCUGAGCUAUGUGACGGUGCGACCAGACGGCAAAGUCGAAUUCAAGAGUACUCAAAAUUUCGACUCCAGAGUGGCAGAAAUCGAAAGUUCAAAUCGCCGUGUUUAA